AUGAAACAAAUCGAUACAUCAGUAUCAACGAUAGAUCGUUUUGAUCAAUUUACAAUUCUAUUUGAUAUAUUAAUUUCAAUUGUUGGUGCUCUAAUUGUUAAUCGUUUAAUACCAAUACUAAAAGAUAAAUUUAUUCGUGCUCAAUUAUGGGGAUAUGAUUUUAAUAAAAUAAAUUCGAGAAAAGUAAAAAUUGCAGAAUCUCAGGGUGUUAUAGCAGCUGGUAUUUUUCUUAUUUUAAUGUUUAUUAUGAUUGCUAUUGUAUUUUCUGAACAUUUACAUCCACAAAGUGAUUUUCCACAUAAUAAAUUCAUUGAAUAUUUAGCUGCUUUACUUUCAAUAUGUUGUAUGGUUCUACUUGGCUUUGCAGAUGAUGUACUUGAUUUACGUUGGAGUGUUAAAUUGUUGUUACCUUUAGUUGCAUCUUUACCACUUUUAUUAGUUUAUUUUGCUAAUUAUCAUUCAACAACUAUUAUUUUACCAAAACCAGUAAGACCAUUCUUGGGUCAUCAAUGGAAUCUUGGCAUUCUAUAUUAUGUCUAUAUGAGUAUGGUAGCUGUAUUUUGUACAAAUGCAAUUAAUAUUCUAGCUGGUGUUAAUGGACUUGAAGUUGGUCAAUCUAUUGUUAUUGCAAGUUCAAUACUUCUUUUUAACUUUAUUGAAAUGCAAGGUUCUUGUUCAGAAGAGCAUCUUUUUUCACUAUAUUUUAUGAUUCCAUUCAUUGCUUGCACUUUUCCCAUUUUACUUCGAAACUGGUGUCCAGCAGAAAUAUUUGUUGGUGAUACGUUUUGUUAUUUUGCUGGUAUGACAUUUGCAGUAGUCGGUAUUAUUGGUCAUUUUAGUAAGACAAUGUUACUUUUCUUUAUACCACAAAUUAUUAAUUUUCUUCUUUCAAUACCUCAAUUAUUUCAUUUUAUUCCAUGUCCAAGACAUCGCUUACCAAGAUUAAAUAUUGACUUAAAUAAGUUGAAUCCAUCUGAAAUUGAAUUUAAAAAAAAAGAUUUAAAACCACUUGGUUGGUUAAUGUUACGAUUUUUUUCAGCAAUGAAAUUUAUAAAAUAUCGAGAAUAUAAAAUGAGUGAUAAUGAAAUAAUGAUUGCAACAACAAAUUUUACUAUUAUCAAUACAGUUCUUUGUUGGAGUGGUCCAUUAUAUGAAGGAACGCUUACUCAAAUUUUGAUAGUCAUACAGAUUGUAUUUGGUUCUUUACUUCCAUUUUUUAUUCGUUAUUACCUUGUAAAAUUUUUCUAUGAUUGA
This is a messenger RNA of Rotaria sp. Silwood1, 1254 nucleotides long. The record is from the annotation of a GenBank genome assembly. NCBI's taxonomy places the organism in Eukaryota, Metazoa, Rotifera, Eurotatoria, Philodinida, Philodinidae.